UUUAUUUGUUUUAUAUUUGAUUGUGUUGGGGCAAAACUCUACAAAGGAAGUUAUUGCUCUCCCACUGACCUGUCACUCAAGGAGGAAGUGGUCCACCCACCACCCUCACUGGUGUUGCACAGUCACAGUGUUGCCUUUCCACUUGAGUCAUGAAGGAGUCCUCGGCUCGCUGAGCUGAACAGCAUCUGGACUUUAAACCAAACUGAAGUCUUGUCGGGAGGUGAGUGUUUUCAGACACAAAGGCUACGGAGCGAGCUUAGUGCAAACCAAGCAUCAUGGCUGCACCGGGAUAUGACAACAACAUCAUCUCAGACGACACUGGUCCGAUACAAGGGAUGGAGAACGCGAAAACACUGAAGCAGUUUCCUCCGUAUGGUUCCAUGAAUGGCAGCUCAACAGGUGACACCUGCCCCACAUGUCGAGGAAUCGGGCGAAUUCCCAGAGGCCAUGAAGACCAGCUUCUGGCAGUCAUACCAUGCAAUGAUGUAAGGCUGAAACCCAGACGCACGAAGCUGCACGUAUGUGUCUCCAUGACUGUGUGUCUUUUAUUUUUCUGCCUGAUCCUCUUCUUCCUCUUCCCCCGGAGAAUCUCACUGAUGCCCGUGUCUGUGCUGUCAGUCAUGGUCUACUUCACCCCGGAUACGGUCGAUAUGGAGGUCACAAAUCUCCUCAACAUCACCAACGAAAACUUUUUCCCGGUUCAUAUUAUGGAGUUCACUGUUCAGAGUCUGGUCUCUAAGACAGUUGUGAGUAAGACAACAUUCUCCAAUAUGACCGCCAUCAAGCCCCGCUCAAAGACAUCGUACAUCAUUCCCAUGAGCCUGCCCAUUAAGGAUAAAGGCCUGAACAUCUACUGCAAGUUGAGCUCCAUCAAGAUUCACGUGCUGUUUGUGGAGUUGCAAAUGACAUUGAAAAUGGUCUACUUCUCCCACACGGAGCAGCUGACUCUGAACACCUUUGAGUACAUCGACUGUGGCACUAAUUCAACAAUCCCUCACCCUAUGAGACGAUGAAUUAAAAUAAUAAUGAAUAUUCCAACUAUCUUUUAUAUUCUUUGUACAGGAUGUGAAUGUGUGAAGGAUAACAUCAGUGAAACUCUAGUUUUAUUAUUAUUAUUGUUAUUAUUAUUAUUAUGUGUGUGUGUUUCAGCAUAGCUACUGACUUGAAUUGAAUCAAAAUGAAAAUGUUAUAGAUUGUUACUUUCUGGAGUUGUUUGCUCGUAUUUGUGUGAGAUGGGCCUGUGAAUCUAUAUCACCUACACAAUGGUCUCGUGACAACGAGCACAAUUCAUGUAAAAACUGUUUAUUUUCAUGUAUAAUUGUAUGCACUUUUUGUGAAAUUGAAUGCAUUUCAGAACUCCUCUGGAAAGUUCACACAUUCUGUAAUACGGAUGUUGAACUCUGACCACUUUGUCUUUUGCCAGUUGCACUUUAUUAAACUGUGACAUUUAUGGUUUUGUUUUCGUCAGAUUUUCUCGCGUACACACUUUUACUCACGUCCUGCACUCACAGUGUUGGGGCUUUUACUUUCUGCUAUGUCGUAUUUAUUUCAAAGAUAAUUUUGAGAUGAAUCACUUUUAAAUAAAUGAUAAAUAAUACUGCUUCAAUGGUUAAUCUGUAGAUUAGAAAGCAAUGCAAGAGCUCCACUGUGUGAGUCUGUGUGCAGCUCUAAUGGAAACUUUAAAAAAAUGACCCACUACUACUGCUGCCAUCACCUUAGCUCCUGUGUUUGUAGUGUGAAGAGCAGACACCAGGUGGAGCUAGUGCUUUUUUACUGGGGGUGGGAAAUAGGGUUGAGAGUGGAUUUUAUUAAAUAUCAGCAAA
Molecule: messenger RNA, 1823 nt
Organism: Solea solea (common sole)
Lineage: Eukaryota; Metazoa; Chordata; Actinopteri; Pleuronectiformes; Soleidae
Gene: tmem106a
Product: transmembrane protein 106A
Exons: 8
Coding region: 276-1013 (245 amino acids)
Source: RefSeq, a predicted model, not a curated record